CUCUGGGCAGAGGCUACCGGUGAGAUGGCAAAGGCUCCGGGAUGUCCCAGGCUGCGCCGGCCCUCGUGUUACCUCCCCACGGCUCUGUUCUUCGCGACGCUCUGCGGCUCUGGUGCUGUCCUCCGGAGGAAAGAUUGCCAGUUCCCGGACCCCUCCGAUCACACUACCUACAGGUGUGCGUCCUUGGCGUGCACGCUGUCUCUGGGCAGCGGCGGGUUUAAGGCUGGCUCCAUGGUGCAGCAUUUCUGCGAAGACGGCUACGUCCUGGCCGGCCAUCCUGGGGUCUCUGUCUGCAAGGGUGGCCAGUGGAGCGUGCUGAAGCCAGUUGUCUGCAACCCCUUGACAGGAUCCCCGGUGCCUCGCUCCGGCUCCAUCUUCGGUGUCUCCUCCAUCCCCAUGGUGGCUGCGGCCUCGGUGACGGUGUCCGCCCUGCUGCUGGUGGCCAUGGUGUGCGUCCUGGUGGGGCCGAAACCCUGCAGCCACUGGUGCUGGCGGAGGUACGAGCCCAUGGAGGAGUCCGAGGUGAGCAUCGUCGACAGCUGCCCGGUGCCACUCCCAUCCUACGAGGAGGCUGUCUAUGGCUCCCAGGGGGGCCCCGUGCCACCCACCUCCACCACGCCGAUGCCCCUCGUCCUCUCCAGGGGCCUGGCCCCCCCAUCGGAAGCAGCCGAGCCCUGUUGGAGUCCAGAGGCCGCCACCCCACCGCCUUCCUACCAGGAGAGCCAAGCAGCAGCUGCGGGCAGCUCCGGUCUGGCGCGGCCCACGGUGCCCCCUGCCCGGUUCCUGUUCCCUGGGGCCGCAAAGGACUCGUGCAGGUAGCCGGGGUGCCGGGGGUCCCCUGGCCGGGCUCUGACACUACAGCAGAGACUCCUCAUUUGAAGCAAACGCAGCCUGCUCCAUCUUUUAACUUGCUGGGGGGGGGAGAAGAGACCCCCCCCUCGUGCCCAUUAACUCAGCACCUUGUGAAGCUGAUGGAACUGAAGCAGCCCCCUUGGAGGGGCGUGUGCAGCCUUCUGCCUGGAUGGGGGCCCCCGGGGCUGAGGGACCGGCCCCCCCCCCCCACAAACUAACGGCUAUGUCUGUGGGGCAGCCCUGAGGGGCCGACCUUUGCCCACAAGCUGGUAGCCGCCGGCUCAGCGUGUUCUUCUGAUCUCUGCACUUCCACCCCAUGGGAUCCCACUUUUCCCGGCCCCCCUCCCCCCCGACACACUCCUCCCACUGGGGUGUCCGGUCCUGGCAGAGCCAUGAAGGGUUAACUCAGGCUCCUCCCUCCCUCCAGCUGUGAGGAUGGGGCGGGGGGGGGGGAGGCAGACUCCCCCCCCCCCCCCCCCCCCCCCCCCCCCCCCUUCCUAACGCUCUGGCGAACAUCCCCUGGGCUUGUUUCAUUCUUGGUGCUGCCUGGACCCUGGUAGCCUCCUCUGGGGUCAGCACCCUCCCCCCACGCCCCCCCACAAAAAGACCCUGCUCCCCCCCAAGCUUUCCUGACUCUUCCUACCUUCUCCCCCCCCCCCCCCCCCCCCCCCCCGCCACUGUCCGUGUGUCCCUGCUGCCCCCUGCUGGAAAGGAUGAGCCCAGCCCCUGCACCGUGAGUGCGCGUCUGUCCGUCCGUCCGUCCGUCCUCGUGCAUGUCCCUGCUGGAAGGAAUGAGCCCUGCCCUGUGUGUGUUUGUGUCCCUGUCCAUGUCCUUACUGGGCCCAUCCCACACCACAACCGCUGGGUCUGCGGGUGGGUGCUGGGCAGGGGCCAAUCUUGGGCUAUUCCUCGGUGCGGGGGCCUGGCUUCCUGCCUCCCCUGUGCCCCCCCGGCCCCUUUGUCGAAUGUGACAAGGGGGCAGCACCGGAGAUGCUCAGUUGUGCCCCUGCGGCUGGAAGUGGCCCAGGGGGCAGGUAGCCCCUGUGGAAGCCGGGUCAGGUGCGUGGGCUGGCUCUCACACUCACACUCACACUCACACACCCCGCCCGCCCGCCCUGGGGCUGUUUUUGCACAAGGUUAAUCGUUCUCGGUUUGUAUUUAAUGAUGCGGGGUUUGUUUUUCUUUGAUGUAUUUAUAUGGGGGGGUAUUUCUCAAACUCCCCCCCCCCCCAAUCUAUGAUGCUGGGGCCGGGGUUGUGGUCCUGGGGGCUGUGAGGGAGCCGAGGUGCUAAUUAAAACACUCACCCCGCCCGC
This is a messenger RNA of Chelonia mydas (Green sea turtle), 2165 nucleotides long. Its product is annotated as sushi domain-containing protein 6. The record is from RefSeq and is a predicted model, not a curated record. The coding region runs from base 25 to 819 and encodes 264 amino acids. The transcript has 4 exons. NCBI's taxonomy places the organism in Eukaryota, Metazoa, Chordata, Testudines, Cheloniidae.